AUGCUUAUGAUCAAGCUUAUUCAUUAUUCUGGAUUAAUGUUAACGUAUUGUAGCCUAGACUGAGUCUGUUCUAGGUCUGUCUUAGAAGUCUUUGAAGUUAGUGUAUUUCUCUUUAUAAAUAUGUACUUUAUUUCAUAUUUUCUACGUAUGUGCUUUGUAAGCACUGUUAAAUAUUGAAAGACAGACAAGCACAAACACACAGUGGUGUCAUAAGUAUAUCGGGUGUUUUUCAGUUAUAAGUUUAAUAGUUAUAUUUGGCAGUUCGACAAGUGUACAGUUUUUCUGAUACGUUGCACUUUUUUUUAAAUAUUAUGUUAGGCAUUAAUUGUUCAGGAAAUACCUAAUAAACACCCGAUAAUUUUGAUAUGGGCUAAUAUCUUAGGAGCUAUAGGCACGAGGCUGGGAGGAUAGCUAAAGCCCACACAAAGCAAAUUAAAAGUAGUUUAGGACGUCGCAUCUCUAGGAAGCUCAGAGACACACUGACCUGUGCACUAGAAUUAUUAACUGAAAAAGUGAUAAGCACCGCUGGAGGACCUCUCAGUCCAGGUGAAGCUUUAAGAAGACUUUUAGAAUGUGUCGCUGGAGGAAUAUUACUUCCAGGAAGUCCAGGAUUAUCUGAUCCAUGCGAGAAAGAACCAGUUGAUGCAAUAGGCAAUAUGACAGCCCAACAAAGAGAAGAUAUAACUGCUUCAGCUCAACAUGCUUUACGAUUGGUUGCAUUUCGUCAAAUUCAUAAAGUUUUGGGCAUGGAACAACUUCCACCACCUAAAUAUAAGGGCCGAUAUGCUAGAAAACGAAGACGCGACAACAGUAACGGAGAAGGGACAGAUAGUGAGGCUUCAAAAAAGGAUAAAAAAACAGAGGAGAUCAAAAUGGAGACUGACUCCAAGUAGAUCUACCAAAAUAUUCGCUUUAUCGGUUUACUCAUAACUUAUAUAGUAUAAGAAACAAAUUUUUCUCGUGUCAAUUGCUUGUUCAAUGAGGUAUUAGUAAAUCUAAUCUUUUAAUGACAAAAAAUUGUACACUGCUUUAAAUGACUUUUAAUGAGCAGUUCAAUUUUUUUUUAAGCAAGUUCUAAAUUCCUUUAAAAUAACAAAUGCAAUAUUUCAGAUUCCAUUUAUUAAAUUCAUUUUAUGUAAACAUUACAAAAUAAGAAUGAUGUUAUUUUAAGAUAAAUAAGAACCGCUUGCAAAUAUUUCAUUAGACAUUUCUAGAUUUAAAUUAGAUCUUUCCUACAACAGGCAAUUGAUACGAUUAGUUCCAGCACUAGGAUUUUGUCAAAGAAAAUGAUGAAUGCGUUAUUAAUUAGUUUUGAAUUACUUAUUUAGCUAUAUUUCACAGUCAUGAUGUAUGACAAAGACGUUUAAAGGGUUAUGAACACAAAAGGGUCAUGAACAUAUUUAUAAGUUUUGAAAAGUUAAGAGUAGGUUAGUUUGUAUUGAGAAUUCGUGUGUAAGUUGUGUGUGUAGUCGUAAAGAAAUGCAGAAUGCUUCUCUGCAUAAAACAACUCCUAACACCCUAUGUUCACAUCGCGUGUACUAAAUUCACGCAGAAGAUUCCAAGAAAGCAGAGUUGAAAAUCAAUUAUUAAGAUAGACGCUUUGUUGUCUAAUGAAGCUUAUGUACACGUAUCAAGAAUUCCUAAUAUUUUCUGUAGUUUGUUUAAAAAUUUCACCGGAAGUCAAAUACUAUCUCAAAAUGUUCAUAUUUAAUAAAUUUUUUUCUGAUAUAGUGUAUGAAUCUUCUGUUGUACACAUGCAAAUCCUCUUUGAAUAAAUUGAACAUGCAUGAGAUAAGAAUAAGGUUUUCUUCACUUCCAUAUUCCUUUGCAUAUUAUAAUAUUGUGUAAGAACUUUCACAAAUAAGAUGAGCUGAAAAUAAGCAUCCUUUAACAAGGCCACACACACAAUAGCACUUCGAUUGUAUGAUUAUAAUUAUUAACUAAUUUUUUACAGAAAGGCAAACUCUUGA
Messenger RNA from Heterotrigona itama, 1970 nucleotides. NCBI's taxonomy places the organism in Eukaryota, Metazoa, Arthropoda, Insecta, Hymenoptera, Apidae. The record is from the annotation of a GenBank genome assembly.